Dreissena polymorpha is the source of this 665-nucleotide messenger RNA. RefSeq names its product adenosine 5'-monophosphoramidase HINT1-like. The coding region runs from base 58 to 438 and encodes 126 amino acids. The record is from RefSeq and is a predicted model, not a curated record. Gene Ontology annotation, molecular function: hydrolase activity. The transcript is spliced from 3 exons. Gene Ontology annotation, cellular component: cytoplasm. NCBI's taxonomy places the organism in Eukaryota, Metazoa, Mollusca, Bivalvia, Myida, Dreissenidae.
UUUAAAUUGAUACGAAAGUGAGACUUAAAGUUCAUAUUGUGCAUACUCAAAACAAAAAUGGCUGACGAGGUAAAGCAAGCUCAUCAGGCAAAGCCGGGUGGUGAUACCAUCUUUGGCAAGAUACUGAGGAGGGAAAUACCAACACCAUACAUUUACGAAGAUGAUAAAUGCGUAGCUUUCAUGGACAUUAGUCCCCAGGCACCAACUCAUUUCCUUGUGAUUCCACGGAAACCGAUACAAUGUCUAGACGAAGCACAGGAUGAGGAUGAAACGCUCCUUGGUCACCUGCUCCUGGUUGCCAAGAAAGUUGCUAAGGAACAAGGCCUUGACAACGGUUACCGGGUGGUGAUGAACAAUGGAGCGGAUGGUGCCCAGUCUGUGUUCCACAUCCACCUACAUGUGAUGGGAGGCAGACAGAUGGAAUGGCCGCCAGGCUAAGUUUAGAACUGAGGAAGAAAGUUACCCAGUACCGUUUUAGCUUCAUUAUGGGAGAAAAGAUUGUUAUCGUGAAGUUUCCUCAUUGUUGAACUAUGAAGAAUUGCAGGAAAAUCAUGUUAAAUAUUGUAGUAGUUGUUAUAAUGUAUCCAAAUGUGAAAUUAAAAUUAAUACAUAAUUUUACUAAUUUUGCUUUGCUUCUAAUAAAAUUAGCGGUGUGCAAAAAAUUA